Messenger RNA from Botrytis byssoidea, 2319 nucleotides. RefSeq lists its product as uncharacterized. Bases 1 to 2319 code for a protein of 772 amino acids. Gene Ontology annotation, molecular function: ubiquitin binding. Gene Ontology annotation, biological process: proteasome-mediated ubiquitin-dependent protein catabolic process; ubiquitin recycling. Gene Ontology annotation, cellular component: nucleus; cytoplasm. Lineage: Eukaryota; Fungi; Ascomycota; Leotiomycetes; Helotiales; Sclerotiniaceae. The record is from RefSeq and is a predicted model, not a curated record. The transcript has 3 exons.
AUGGCAGAAUACAAAUUAUCUGCAUCUUUGGCUGGUCAUGAAGACGAUGUUCGAGCUGUAGCUUUCCCAUCUGCGAAAGCUGUAGUUUCGGCUUCUAGAGAUGGAACAGUACGAUUAUGGAAACAACUCUCAGAUCAUCCACCAAUAUUCGAUGCCACCAUUUCCUCUCAUGCAACAGCUUUCGUAAAUACAGUCGCAUAUUUACCGCCGAGCUCUCAAUUUCCAGACGGUUUAGUUAUCUCAGGUGGAAAAGAUACCGUUAUUGAAGUUCGACAGCCUUCGAAAGGACCAGAAGAAAAUGCGGAAGCGCUACUUAUAGGACACAGUCAUAACAUAUGUGCUUUGGAUGUCGAUCCAGCUGGGCGAUUUAUAAUCAGUGGAAGUUGGGAUGCGGAAGCAAGAAUAUGGCCAUUAGGAAAAUGGGAAUGUGAAUCGGUUCUCAAAGGACAUGAGGGCAGCGUCUGGGCCGUUCUUGCUAUAGAUUCGGAAACUGUCAUCACUGCUUGUGCGGAUAAACUCAUUAGAGUAUUCAACACCAGUGGCAAAUUACUGCGGACUAUUCGAGGUAGUGCAGAUGUUGUUCGAGCUCUUUGCAGGUUACCCAAAGGUCAUCCAUCCGGGGCAGAUUUUGCGUCUGCAGGUAAUGAUGGCGUAAUCAGAUUAUGGACUCUCUCUGGCAAGCAGGUGGCAGAAUUACAUGGGCAUGAGAACUUCAUUUAUUCUAUUGCCUCUACAUCUUCCGGAGAAAUUAUCAGUUCUGGUGAAGAUCGGACUUUGAGAAUAUGGAAAGACAGUCGGUGCAUCCAAACAAUUACACAUCCUGCAAUUUCGGUCUGGGGUGUAGCUGUGUGUGGAGAAAAUGGAGAUAUUGUUUCGGGUGCAAGUGAUAGAGUGGUGCGAGUCUUCACGAAAAAUUCGGAGCGUUUCGCAGAUGCAGAGACAACAACAUUAUUUGAAGACUCAGUCAAGGAAUCAUCUAUACCUCAACAAUCUUUGCCUGAAGUUAAUAAGGAGAAGCUUCCUGGACCAGAAUUCCUUACACAAAAGAGUGGCACUAAGGAAGGACAAGUCCAAAUGAUCCGUGAGUUAAAUGGAGCUGUUACUGCACAUACAUGGUCCAGUGCACAAGGUCAGUGGAUAAAUGUAGGCACUGUUGUUGAUGCUGUUGGAAGCAGUGGAAAGAAAGUCGAAUACCUCGGAAAGGAGUAUGAUUUUGUCUUUGAUGUUGAUAUUGAGGAUGGCAAACCUCCCCUCAAACUUCCUUAUAACUUAUCUCAAAACCCAUAUGAAGCUGCUACGAAAUUCAUUGCAAAUAAUGAACUUCCAGUAACCUACUUGGAGCAAGUAGCCAAUUUCAUCACAACCAAUACUCAAGGAGCUACGAUUGGCCAAACUCAAGAAAGUUCUGGACCGGAUGCAUGGGGUAGCGAUCAAAGAUACCGACCAGGCGAGGGAGAGUCCUCAGCCCCUGCAAAUAUUCCACCACCACCCAAGGUCCUCCCACAAAAAGAGUAUCUCUCGAUUAUCGUGGCUUCAGUACCAAAGAUGCAAAAGAAGAUUGAAGAAGUCAACAAAGCAUUGAUUAAUGAUGGUCAAAAGGGUGUGUCCCUCAAUCCUGAAGAGCUCGAAGUUCUUCAAACCCUCCGAAAACAUCUCGAAUCUACCGGCGCCACAAAUACUUCUCAAUCUGUUAGUGGAGGUCUUGACUUAGCAAUCAAGCUCUCAACUCAUUGGCCCUACAAAGACCGACUCGCUGGACUCGAUCUCCUCCGUCUCCUAGCCAUUGCACCUGAAACCGCAACUUUCCGUACCAACGAUGGCCAGUCCAUUAUCGAUGUAUUUUCACAAGCUGCUCUAGAAUCUUCACCUCCUUCCGAAAAUCACGUCAUGAUGGCCGUUCGUGGCUUUGCUAAUCUUUUUGAUUCCACCGAAGGUCGCCAAUUAGCCACAGACAAUUUUGAUAAAGUCCAUGACUUGAUCAAGACAGCUAUUCAAGCCUCUACAAAUAGAAAUUUAUUGGUAGCUGCUACGACCGUCUAUAUUAACUAUGCUGUUCUAUUUACAGAAACAGACCCGGAUUUCGAACAAGUUCUUGCUGUUUUGGAUACAGUCACGAGUAUCUUGAAGACACAAGUCGAUAGUGAAGUGAUUUAUAGAGGAUUAGUGGCCCUAGGUACGCUUUUGACUGUGGGAGAUGAGAUUAGAGAGGCUGGGAAGGAUGUUUAUGGCGUUUUGACCGCGGUGGAUGGCUGUGUGAAGAAGGCGACUGAUCCACGCGUGAAGAAUGUUGGGAAGGAGAUUAGAGAGUUACUUGCGUAG